This is a messenger RNA of Penaeus indicus, 954 nucleotides long. RefSeq names its product gastrula zinc finger protein XlCGF8.2DB-like. NCBI's taxonomy places the organism in Eukaryota, Metazoa, Arthropoda, Malacostraca, Decapoda, Penaeidae. Gene Ontology annotation, cellular component: nucleoplasm. Bases 1 to 954 code for a protein of 317 amino acids. The record is from RefSeq and is a predicted model, not a curated record. Gene Ontology annotation, molecular function: DNA-binding transcription repressor activity, RNA polymerase II-specific; RNA polymerase II cis-regulatory region sequence-specific DNA binding. The transcript has 5 exons. Gene Ontology annotation, biological process: regulation of transcription by RNA polymerase II.
AUGAGAGUACAUACAAAGGAGAAGUCAUUCAUUUGUGAGAAUUGCAGCAAAACCUUCUAUGAGAAGGGCCAUCUAUCAAGGCACAUGAGAGUACAUACAAAGGAGAAGCCAUUCAGAUGUGAGAUUUGUGGCAAGACCUUCUAUGAGAAAGGCCAUCUAGCAAGACACAUGAGAGUACACACAAAGGAGAAGCCAUUCAGAUGUGAGAUUUGCAGCAAGGCCUUCUCAAAGAAAUGUACUCUAAUAAAACACAUGGGAGUACAAACAAAAGAUAAUCCAUUCAGCUGUGAGAUUUGCAGCAAGGCCUUCUCAGAGAAAAGUAUUCUAGUACAGCACAUGAGAGUACAUACAAAUGAGAAGCCAUUCAGAUGUGAGAUUUGCAGUAAGACCUAUGAGAAAAGCCAUUUAGCAAGGCACAUGAGAGUACAUACAAAGGAGAAGCCAUUCAGCUGUGACAUUUGCAGCAAGGCCUUCUCCGAGACAGGUAAUCUAGUAAACAAGGCCUUUUCUGUGAAAGAUACUCUAGUAGAUCACAUGAGAGUGCAUACAGAGGAGAAGCCAUUCAGAUGUGAGAUUUGUAGCAAGACCUUCUAUGAGAAAGGCCAUCUAGCAAGACACAUGAGAGUACAUAGAAAGGAGAAGCCCAUCAGCUGUAAUCUAGUAAGACACAUGAAAGUACAUACAAAGGAGAAGCCAUUCCGCUGUGACCUUUGCAGCAAGACCUCUGAGAAAAGUUCUCUAGUAAAGCACAUAAGAGUACAUACAAAGGAGAAGCCAUUCCGCUGUGAGCUUUGCAGCAAGACCUUCUCUGAGAAAAGUUCUUUAGUAAAGCAUAGGAGACCAGGGGGCUCUGCCCCCUGGACUCCCCGUGGUAUUAAAAUGCGCCUAGCCAGGGGCUACGCCCCCUGGACCCCCUACCAAAGGGGCCUGCCCUUAACCCCCCAGGGUUUUUAA